AUGGGUCGGCGCAAAAUUGAGAUUGCGAUGGUGAAAAAACCAGAGGCGAGGCAAGUCACAUUCUCAAAGCGCCGAAUGGGGUUAUUCAAAAAAGCAAACGAGCUUGCCAUCUUGUGUGGGACCAAAAUUGUGAUUGUUGUAUUCUCUCCCGGGAAUAAACCUUACUCUUUUGGCCACCCUAGUGUUGAUGCUAUUGCGUCUAAAUUUCUUCAACAAGAGCUCGAUCUAAACGAUGUUCUAGAAACCCCUUCCUCUAACAUAGAGGAUCUGAACCAACAACAUGAGAAGGUGAUGGCUGAUAUAGCUGAGGCUGAAAAGGAAGAUAAGGCCAAUGAGGAGAUGCUAAAAGAAUACAAAUCAGCCAGCCCUAAGGAAUGGAAAGAUUCAUUAAUGGAGCUCAAGAAUAUGGUAAAAUCACGUCUUUGUGAUUUAGAUAUAUCAGAUUCUAUGAUGCUCCUCGCAAAGGAGCCCGUGGUUGGAAUUAAAAACUAA
Molecule: messenger RNA, 492 nt
Organism: Medicago truncatula (barrel medic)
Lineage: Eukaryota; Viridiplantae; Streptophyta; Magnoliopsida; Fabales; Fabaceae
Product: agamous-like MADS-box protein AGL61
Exons: 1
Coding region: 1-492 (163 amino acids)
Biological process (GO): regulation of transcription by RNA polymerase II
Molecular function (GO): protein dimerization activity; RNA polymerase II cis-regulatory region sequence-specific DNA binding; DNA-binding transcription factor activity, RNA polymerase II-specific
Source: RefSeq, a predicted model, not a curated record